CCUAUCAUUAGAUGUCAUCGUUUGCCUUGCCUAGUUCGAACCGCCAUCUACAGCUCCAUAUUACCCCGUGUCGGCGACGACUGUAUACCGAGCCCCUCCGAACCCGUACAUCCCGCGCCAUCGAGGCCCGACCUGGCUGCUCGUCCGAAGACAGCUAGGAAGUUGGACAAAGAAUGAUAGCUGCGCAUUCCAGUCCAUCCGAAUGAUCCUGCGCAAGGCCUGCGGGGACCCCUCUCACAGUACAAUACACAUCACGAACCGACAUCUAGUCCCUCCCGGCUGCCCGCUGCCACGGAUGCCACCGUCGCUCACCCUCGCGCUCCAAGAACCUCCCCAUUCGACCUCGAGCGCAAUGACACGGCCGCGAAACGGCCCCUGAAUACCUGCAACCAAGCCACCAACUGCUCGCAAACUUGCCCACUAGCUGCCCCCUGCAAGGGCUGUACCGGAGCUGCAUGCGAGGGGCCCGCCAGCCCCUGCGCAGCCCUUUCAUUCCCGUGGUUCUUCGUGGCCCAAGCCUGGCAGGAAGGAUCUAUCUUGUGGGCCUAUCUCGACUCAAGCCUACAGUCUCCCGCCGAUCGAUACUCGAGCAGCCUCGCUAUGGCCAGCGGAGCCGUGCCGGCCAACGGCAAGGCGCUCCUGCACAUCGACGAUGUUCUCAACCCGACCCCCAAGGCCAGCAGCGCCUCGUCUAUAGAAGCCGUCAUCGCUGAGGGCGAGCAAUGUCUUCGCAAUGCCGAUGCCUUCAGGAACUUCGGCCGCCGCCCCGACUAUGCGCUGAGGGAGUAUGUGGCCGCAACAAUGAUAGCUAUUGAGAUGGUUCCCAAGAACAAGGACUUCCCCAAGUUGUCGGAUAGGAAGUCUCUAGCUGCGCGACACACAGAGCUUAUGAAAAAGAUUCAGGCGCUACAUCCUGCAUUUGAGAAAAUCAAGGAGGAAAUCAAGCGUGACAACCAGCGGACCGGCGUGCAGCCCUUAUACGGGCGCCAGUCACCGGCGGUAUCGCCGCACGGUAGCCGGGCCUCUGGUCAGUUUCCCAACGGGUCGAGGACUCCACAAGGCAACGGCUACACCAACGGGGGUACCCACAGCCCUCGGUCAAGCCGCGAUUUGGCCGACUCCUUUGCUGGAGUUCCGAAUCGGGUGCCGGCCGUCGGAGGCGCGUCAGAAACGAACAAGACUCCAGACCUUCUUGCUGAGCGCUUUGCGAAGUUACGAGGGCAAAAGUCCCCGGUCGACUCCCAUGGGUCUCUGUCAAUGCACACCACGGGUGCGCACCACCCAGGCCCGCAGGAGCUGCGACCAACACCGGCGGAGAAGGCCGGAAUCUCGCUGGUGAGCCAUCUGCCAGACCUUCCAACAAUGCCGGCGGCCAUUUACAGUCCGGCCAGAGGCACCGUCUCGCACGAAUCGGCCAACCUACCCUCGAGCAAUGCGAGGAGCAUGUUUAGCAGGACAGGCUCCAGCACACCCUCGUCCGCCAGCCAGACCAGGUCGCCUCAGCUGAAAGAUGACUAUUUCGUGCCCGCACAGCCCGCCGGACGGACGGCCGCUCCUGCACGCCCCAAAGUCGUCAUCCCAGACGGUGAUACGGUGACCCCUGAAAAUCUUCUGAACUACAUGAAAGCCUCGUCCAGCGGUUUCAAGACCCUCAUCAUCGAUAUCAGGAGCCGAGAGGAUUUCGACGACGGCCAUAUCAUGUCGCAGUGGACCAUAUGUAUUGAGCCCGAAAUCCUACAGCGAGAGAACAUCUCAGCGGAGGAGGUAGCAGACAGUAUGAUCCUCGCGCCGCAGGGCGAGCAGCAGCUAUUCCGCAAGCGCAGCGAGUGCGAUCUGAUAGUAUUCUACGACGAAGACUCGGAGGAAAUCAACUGGAGAGGCGUCACUGCUACAGAAAGGGCUUUGCUGGGCCUCUACAACGCUUUGAAACAUUUCGACUACGAAUCCGAGGCCACGAAGCCGGCCAAGCUCCUGAAAGGCGGCAUAGAUGCGUGGGCAGGGCUCAUGGGAAGAGGCGCGCUAAAAACGUCGUCCACUUCCACAAGCGGCACCGCCCCAGGGACAAGGAAAGCAUCGGCUCCGCUGCCUUCACCAGCGAACAAAAGACAGCCGCCCAGGCCUAUCCAGGAUGCAGAAGAGGCUCAGCGCUGGGAGGAAACUCUGUCGAACGUGGAAAACAAUCUCGUCCGCACGCAGGAAGACUUUUUGAGGCGAUUCCCUUCCGUGAGCCACAUGAAGGAAUCGAUGACUUCUCCUAUCGCCAAGCCAGAGCUUCGAUAUCCAGCAUCGGCCGAGAUCUACAGCUCCUUGCCGUCCCCGCCGACCCGACCGGCCCCAGCAGUUCCACGCCAGAGCUACAGCGGCCUGAGGGAGACAGGCCAGGAGGAGCACUACAGCCCAACAGCGGCAACCAAGACUAAGGAGAAGAAGGAUCGACCGCGGCCUGUUGGCCUCUCCAACCCUGGGGUUUGGUGUUACGGCAAUGCCUCCAUCCAAGCGCUCUUCCACUCGUACGGCUUUGCGGCAGACCUGGUGGGGAGCGAAUGGCAGAGCAAGUGGGUGGUGCCCAAACGGAAAGACGAGAACUUGAACAACCCGCAGCUUCUCACCAAGAUCAUUUCAAACCAGUUCCACUGGAUGAGUGAUGGCAAGUUCGAGUCCAUGCAAUGCAAAACACUCAUGGAUUACUGCUGCUAUGUGGAUUCGAAGCAGAAGAAUUUCUUUGGCAGGGCGAAAGGCGUGGCCAACGCGCUUGGGAGCAGGAGCAAGCAACAAGACGCAGAAGAGUUUGUCAUCUUCGUGAUGGAGAACAUCCACGACGAGACCAACCGGCUGCGCGACAUAACCAUCGACAUGAGCAAGGUGACGUGCCAAGGCGAUCGCUACGAGCACGCACUGGCCUUCUGGAAGGGAUACCGCAGCGCAAACGACUCCAUUAUUGACAAGUACUGGCGCGGUUUGACCCAGAACGUGCUCCAGUGCAAAAACUGCGGAAACACGACGUACAACCACGAGCCUUGGGACAAGAUCCGAGUCACGGUCCCGCCCAACAAGAAGGCCCUCGGGCUCAUGGACCUGCUGCACACGUCGUAUCCAUACAAGGAGAUUCGCGAGGACUACCGAUGCGAGAAGUGCAAGCUGCUCAACACGACCACGUCGACGAUCCGCCUCGCCCGCAUGCCCGAGCUGCUGUGCAUCUCGCUUGGGCGCUUCAACCCCAUGGCCGAGGGCCAUGUCACCAAGGUCAACAGCAAGGUCACAUAUCCGAUCGACGACCUCGACCUGACACCCGUUGCGGACCCAACACCGCCGGAGCGGGGCCAGGGCCACGAGUGGGAGGGCUCGUUCAAGUACUACUGCUACGCCGCCAUCAUCCACGGUGGAGACCUGCAGAGCGGUCACUACACGGCAUUCGUGAGGGAUCGUGGCUCCGAGGCGGGCGACAGCUCGUGGUACUACUGCAACGACACCAGCAUCACGCCCAGGACCAUCGACAGCGAUGCGGCUGCCGAGGCGGCUGGCAUGUAUUCUAAAGACUCGGCUACUUCGGCCUACAUUCUCUUUUAUCGUCGCCGGCCGAUUGGGAUGCGGUGAGGCCAUAGAUCGAUCGAUUUUCUUUUUCCUUGGCGGUUCCGCAGCUCACCCAGGAUAUCGUGUCUUGGCUGCGUAACCCUUUAUUCAUAUACCUACCAUAUACGCAUCUGUAUUUCCUUUUCUCAGAAGUCGACGACGGGCGGCUUUGAAGCCGGUGCCUCGGCAUAUUCAAGGAUGCGUAACAUCUUGCCCAUCUUUCUCCAUCACCUCUGAAUUCUGCUGCAUCGGCAUGGAGCGACGGUGUUUUUACGGAUGCAUAUGUCGGAGGCUCUUCGACGCGGCGCUUGCCAUGUCUCUUAGCUUUAUUUAUUUUUAAACGCGUUUCAACAUAGAUCCUAGAGAUCUAAUGCCAAUUUCAAUCUUUGUCGUGGGUAUCAAGCCGCAGCUGGGCCCCAAGCUCCUAGAGAUCUUGUCGACUAGAUCGUGUAUAGCAGAGUAGAUUGCACAGCUGGGAUGGUUCUUUCGCCGCUAUGAAUGAAAAGGUAUCAGUAGUCUGAGAAGAUAAAGGGAAAGCGCGUCUCUGAAAG
Gaeumannomyces tritici R3-111a-1 is the source of this 4121-nucleotide messenger RNA. Its product is annotated as ubiquitin carboxyl-terminal hydrolase 2. NCBI's taxonomy places the organism in Eukaryota, Fungi, Ascomycota, Sordariomycetes, Magnaporthales, Magnaporthaceae. Gene Ontology annotation, biological process: protein deubiquitination. Gene Ontology annotation, molecular function: cysteine-type deubiquitinase activity. Bases 601 to 3594 code for a protein of 997 amino acids. The record is from RefSeq and is a predicted model, not a curated record. The transcript is spliced from 3 exons.